Messenger RNA from Eruca vesicaria subsp. sativa (arugula), 582 nucleotides. NCBI's taxonomy places the organism in Eukaryota, Viridiplantae, Streptophyta, Magnoliopsida, Brassicales, Brassicaceae. The record is from the annotation of a GenBank genome assembly.
AUGGUUGAGCCACUAGGACAGCUUCAGGUGACUGUUAUUCGAGGAAAGAAACUGGCGAUCCGAGACUUCAAGUCAAGUGAUCCUUACGUGAUAGUCAAGUUGGGAAGUGAGUCAGCCAAGACCAAAGUGAUCAACAAUUGCUUGAACCCUGUGUGGGAUGAGGAACUAAGCUUUACACUAAAAGAUCCUGCAGCAGUUCUCGCAUUGGUAUGCUUCAUUAUUUUCCUUUUUGUGACCAUCAUGAGCAUGACGAUGAUGUUGAUGCUGAGAGUUGGUUUGCAGGAAGUGUUUGAUAAAGAUAGGUUCAAGGCAGAUGACAAGAUGGGUCAUGCCACACUCAGCCUUCAACCACUCAUCUCAGUAGCUAGACUGAGGCAUAUAGUGCGUGUCUCCUCUGGCCAGACAACGCUAAGGAAAGUGUUACCGGAUUCAGACAACUGCUUAUCUCGUGAGAGCACAAUCAGUUGCAUAGAUGGAGAGGUGGUGCAGAGCGUGUGGUUGAAGCUGUGCGCUGUUGAAUCCGGUGAGAUUGAGUUGAAGAUCAAGUUGAUUGAUCCUCCUCCUGGAACAAAGGAGCAUUAG